CAUAAUUCAGUGCUUAGCAGCUGAAGGGAAAUAUGAAACAAGGAAACCAAACCUAUGUCUGUCUCUCCUAGAACAGGACCCUAGAGCCAUGAAGAAUGUCUCCUGUAUUACCUGACAAGUGGCUAACUAUUCUCUUCUCUUCCCAUCCAAAGGUGCUCCAGGCCCUAGCUCACUCAGCCACAUCCACCAUGUGUGAAGAAGAGACCACCGCCCUCGUGUGUGACAAUGGUUCUGGCCUGUGCAAGGCAGGCUUUGCAGGAGAUGAUGCCCCCAGGGCUGUCUUCCCCUCCAUUGUGGGCCGCCCUCGCCAUCAGGGUGUAAUGGUGGGAAUGGGCCAGAAAGACAGCUAUGUGGGGGACGAGGCUCAGAGCAAGCGUGGGAUCCUAACCCUCAAAUACCCUAUUGAACACGGCAUCAUCACCAACUGGGAUGACAUGGAAAAGAUCUGGCACCACUCCUUCUACAAUGAGCUGCGGGUAGCACCCGAAGAACAUCCAACCCUGCUCACAGAGGCUCCCCUAAACCCCAAGGCCAACAGGGAGAAGAUGACCCAGAUCAUGUUCGAAACCUUCAAUGUCCCUGCCAUGUAUGUCGCCAUUCAGGCUGUGCUCUCCCUCUAUGCAUCUGGCCGCACCACAGGCAUCGUUCUGGAUUCAGGGGACGGUGUGACCCACAACGUCCCCAUCUAUGAGGGCUAUGCACUGCCCCAUGCUAUCAUGCGUCUUGACCUGGCUGGGCGGGACCUCACGGACUACCUCAUGAAGAUCCUCACAGAAAGAGGCUAUUCCUUUGUGACCACAGCCGAGAGAGAAAUUGUGCGAGACAUCAAGGAGAAGCUGUGCUACGUGGCCUUGGAUUUCGAGAAUGAGAUGGCCACAGCGGCCUCGUCUUCCUCCCUGGAGAAGAGCUACGAGUUGCCUGACGGGCAGGUCAUCACUAUUGGCAAUGAGCGCUUCCGCUGCCCCGAGACCCUCUUCCAGCCUUCCUUCAUCGGCAUGGAGUCAGCUGGAAUUCAUGAGACAACAUACAAUUCCAUCAUGAAGUGUGACAUUGACAUCCGCAAGGAUUUGUAUGCUAACAAUGUCCUCUCUGGGGGCACCACCAUGUACCCCGGCAUUGCUGACAGGAUGCAGAAGGAGAUCACAGCCCUGGCUCCCAGCACCAUGAAGAUCAAGAUCAUUGCUCCUCCGGAGCGGAAGUACUCCGUCUGGAUUGGAGGCUCCAUCCUGGCCUCUCUCUCCACCUUCCAGCAGAUGUGGAUCAGCAAGCCGGAGUACGAUGAGGCUGGGCCCUCCAUUGUCCACAGGAAAUGCUUCUAAAGUCAGAGGGGCUUCUCUGAGGGUCCCUUCAAGACUGCUGUUACCAACCACAAACCAUUAAAACCUUCAAGCCUUA
Molecule: messenger RNA, 1395 nt
Organism: Cricetulus griseus (Chinese hamster)
Lineage: Eukaryota; Metazoa; Chordata; Mammalia; Rodentia; Cricetidae
Source: RefSeq, a predicted model, not a curated record